AAACAUUUAUGAAUGACCUCCAAAAAAGCAAAACCAGAAGAAAUGUUUAAGUGAAGAAAUUAUUUCAUGGUGCACUGCAGCAAAUAAAUAAUUUUGCUGAAUACUGAAGUAAUCAUAUAUAAUGACUUCCCCCACGAAACUGAGCGGAAAAACGGGCAUAGACUAUGGAUGCAUGUUUUCAAAUAAUUAAGUGUACAGAUAUUUAUUUAUUUAUAUCCAGCUACUUUUAAAUUAAAGCAUGUAUAAAUAAGUAUUUACUGAUAAAAUGAUUUAAUUGUUUGAGGAACUCAGGCAAUUCAAAUAACAUUUUUAAACACACGUCUUUAAGUUUAUAUUCUUGUGUCCAGCUGAAUUGCCACCAGAUGGCGCCAAAACCCAGGCAUGCAUUCAGUUCCUCCACCGUACAUGAUACAACAUGGUUUCUGAUGGAAAUACACAACGUCGGAGCUGGUAUCAUGUGGUUUAACCCGUCGAAGUGUUCUGUGGCUCGUUAAACAGCCGCUUUCGAGCAAAAAAAAAAAAAAACACAUCAGUCUGGGAUUUUACAUACAGAAAAAGUCGGUUAUUUUCACGCUUGUGCUUUUCAUUGACAACGCUCCAAACUUUCGCUUUAAGAAGGCGCGUCUACGCUGCGGUGUGUUUAUCACAGCCCUUAAAGUGGCACAUGGAAACCAGAGCUGAUCCGUGCGUGGAGGAAACCUCCGGUAUUUCUGCUCGGUGUGCGGAGACGCUUCAGUGAGGCUGAUCCGCGGUGUUGAGCUCUGAUUGAGAGUAUAUGCGGCAGCCCCUCACCGUCACCGCGCCGCGCCGCGCCGCGCUGGGGGGAAAGAGAUCAGCAGAUUCCAACAGACGGACGGACUGGUGGUGGGCUGAAGAUUUACAGGAGGCAGGAAACAAUCAGCCGUCAAAAAGGUGCAGCACAUUGAAGUGGCAUGGAGGCACCACCGGGAAUGAGCUGCUGUGAGCCCACCUUGGCCAACUGGAAGUGACCGAGUCGCCUAACUGGUUGGGAUGGCAGCAUCCAGUAAUUCAAGCCUUUCAGGUUCAUCUGUUUCCUCUGAUCCUGAUGACUAUCAGCCGCCCAUAUGGAAGUCAUACUUGUACCAGCUCCAGCAAGAAGCUCCGAGACCAAAGAGGAUCACAUGUCCUCAGGAGAUGGAGAGCAGACCCAAGUACUAUGGCAGAGAAUUUCAUGGCAUAAUAUCUCGGGACUAUGCAGAAGAGCUGCUGGCAGGUAAAGAGGGCGCUUACCUUAUCAGGGAGAGCCAAAGACAGCCAGGGACUCACACCUUGGCCUUAAGCUUUGGACACCAGACCUUCAACUACAGACUGUUUUAUGACGGGAAGCACUUUGUCGGGGAGAAAAGGUUCGAGUCCGUCCACGACUUGGUGACGGACGCCCUCAUCACUCUUUACAUCGAGACCAAGGCGGCGGAGUACAUUGCCAAAAUGACCACCAACCCAAUCUACGAGCAUCUCGGCUACACGUCACUGCUCAAAGACAAAAUGGUGCACAGACUGAGCCGCGGACGCACGGAGCCUCGUAGGGUUACCUUCCAGAGCGAAGACAGGAUCUCCUCACCUGUGGUGCGGCGGAGUGCCUUGAAGGAAACACCUGAGAAACUGAGCUCCUAUGAAAAGAUCCACAACUUCAAGGUACAUACCUUCAGAGGGCCACACUGGUGCGAGUACUGUGCCAACUUCAUGUGGGGCCUCAUUGCCCAGGGUGUUCGUUGCUCAGAUUGUGGACUGAAUGUACACAAACAGUGUUCCAAACUGGUUCCCAGUGACUGCCAGCCGGACCUGCGCAGGAUAAAGAAAGUGUACAGCUGUGAUCUCACCACCCUUGUCAAAGCUCAUAACACCACACGACCCAUGGUGGUGGAUAUAUGCAUUCGAGAGAUAGAACUCAGAGGUAUGAAAUCUGAGGGUCUGUACAGAGUUUCUGGCUUCUCAGAGCACAUUGAGGAUGUUCGGCUCGCUUUUGACAGAGAUGGUGAGAAGGCAGAUAUCAGUGCCAGUGCCUAUGCUGACAUCAACAUAAUCGCCGGUGCUUUGAAGCUCUACUUGAGAGACCUCCCCAUUCCAGUCAUUACGUUUGACUUGUACUCUAAAUUUAUUCAAGCUGCAAAACUUCCAAAUGCUGAAUCCAGACUGGAGGCGAUACAUGAGGGAUUGCUGCAGCUUCCCCCGGCACACUAUGAAACCUUACGGUACCUGAUGGCUCACCUCAAAAGAGUAACAACGUUGGAAAAGUACAACUUAAUGAAUGCAGAAAACCUGGGGAUUGUCUUCGGUCCGACUCUCAUGCAGCCUCCGGAGCAGAAUGCCUUGACAACCCUGAAUGACAUGAGGCAGCAGAAACUGGUCGUGCAGCUCAUGAUCGAACAUGAAGAUGUCUUAUUUUGAAGGCAAAGGCCUGCAGAGAUGGAGGCCGUGGACAAUUAUUUAUACUGUUAAAGAGGAAAGUCAAGCCAACUGUAUUUAAGUGAAGACUCUGAAAUGUUUGCAAUCAAGCUGAACUUGAAACCAUUUUUCUUGCAUGAUGGAUUUAGUUGGUUUUGUUGUUAGUGUAAGUUUGGACUUUGCAAACUCAGUUUAGAGAACCAUUUUUUACAUUAGGGAACAGUUAUAUAUUUUUUAUUUCCUUUACAUUGUUUGUUCCCUCUGUUUAUAAUUUAAAGACUGUUGCUACCUGGUGUAGACUCAGUCAGGAUGAAAGCACCAUUUGAUAUUCAGCACCCUCCACACAUAUUGGCACCCUUGGUAAAGGUGUUUCAAAAUAAAUUUAUCUUGGACUAAAAAGUUUUGGAAAUUCAAACCUUUAAGUACAUUGACAUCACCAUUAAGAGCACUCCUGCUGUCAAUACUCUUCAUAACCCCAUUUAGACAAUAUAACAGCUCUUUAUCUUCUCCUGUAACAUUUCACUAGGUUGGAACAUACAGAGAGAGGCAUAUUUGUCCAUUCCUCUUUGCUCAUCUUGGCAACUCAACAAGUUACAGUCCUACUACCAUUUAGCAAGCUCCACACAUUUAGGUUUGUGAUAGCGUGACAAAAAUGCUUUAUGGUGUGUGCCUCUUAUGCAAAAGGUUUGCAUGUAGAUGGUGUCUAAUGUUAUGAAGACUUGACCCCAAGAGGCCAGUCUUUGGUGCAUUUCUCUAACCAUCUCACUGUGCGAGGUGGCAGCAGAAACCUAGUGUCGCAUCCAGCCUUUUUUGUUCCAGUUUCAGUUAUUUCAAACUGAUACAGAAACGGUUCCGUUACCUUUAUUUCAUAGGAAUUGUUUGGGGUACUAAAAUACAUGGCAACCAUUUCAUUCUAAGAGGGAUUUAUCUGAAUAAAUCUUCUCAAAUUUAAGGUUAGGUUUUUCAACAUUUUUACCUUAUUUUGAAGCUUUUUAACAUCUUUACCAGGGGGGGCAAAGGGUGUAGAGGGCAUUGUAGGACCAGUUUAGAUCAAAAAUGUAGGCCUGGUGCUUUUUAAUCUGAAGCUUGCAGGUCAGCUAAAUUUAUGCGUGCCUGCGUUUUGUGGGAACACUGGAAUGAUACAAUGUAGAUAAAGUCAGACUUGACAUGUGUACUUAAAAAAAAAAAAAGAGAGAAACGAGACAUUCAUGAAGCACUUUUUUUGCAUUGAGUGUAAAGAUUUAUUUUGUAAAGCUGUUCGUGCUCCGUGUUUUCCUUCCAGUUUAAUAUAAGUGCUUGGAAAUGCUUGUUGAUGUACAUACAGAAAGGUUCAAGACCGAAAAGACAGCCCAGAAGAAAAUGAAAGUUUUUGGAUCCAUCAUUUCUGUGGUCUUUGAGGAACUAGCUAAUGGACAAAGCUCUAGUCUUUCAUUUGUCUUUUUGAAGGCUGCAACACAUGAGCCAAACUCCGAUGUACACAUUCUGGUUGGCAGUGUUUCAUAAUUUCAGCGUGCAGACUAUAGUCGGGGAUAUGUUUGUUUUAUUUUAUAAAGUCAGUAAGGUUGUUAGAUGACGACCAUUACCACCACCACAGAAGGGCCCGAAGAGGCGCCUGUGCCAAGCAUGUUCCUUUCCAACUUGGUUUAAUGUGAUUAUUGAAUCCUUUCUACAGAUCCAUUUUAUCAAAAUGUAUUUUUGUGACAGUUGCAAUUCAAAUGUAAUUUAUGAAAUGAUGUUUUAUUAAAGAAUGUAAAAGUUGAGUAACAAACAAAUAGGCCAGUUGAGCAUUUGCUGGACUAGAUUUAAACUCCUGUUUUUAAAACCAUGAACAAAAUCCAGAA
Molecule: messenger RNA, 4247 nt
Organism: Girardinichthys multiradiatus
Lineage: Eukaryota; Metazoa; Chordata; Actinopteri; Cyprinodontiformes; Goodeidae
Gene: chn2
Product: chimerin 2
Exons: 13
Coding region: 1012-2409 (465 amino acids)
Biological process (GO): signal transduction; positive regulation of GTPase activity; regulation of small GTPase mediated signal transduction
Molecular function (GO): GTPase activator activity
Source: RefSeq, a predicted model, not a curated record